CAUUGCUAUGGCAACAAAGGAAAAUAUGACUUCACAAAGAGGAGUGUUGAAGUCAAUUCACAGCAAAAUGAACACUUUGGCCAAUCGUUUUCCUGCUGUGAACAGCCUGAUCCAGCGUAUCAACCUUAGGAAGCGGCGAGACUCCCUCAUCCUGGGUGGUGUUAUUGGUGUCUGUACCAUCCUGUUGCUGCUGUAUGCUUUCCAUUGAUGGGGCAUCUCCAGGGACUUUUGACAACCACCGCUUUCACGCCCUGAUCUGGAAGAAGAAAGAGUAGGAAGGAGAAGUCUAUUGCCCUGAUAAUUAGCCUGACCAGCAGGAUGAAUUCAAGACUCAUAGUGAUGGACUCUGUGACGUGGUCAGGUUGAACUGAAGCCAGUUCUUCUGCGCUAUGUUUUCUAACACACACUUCCUUCUGUUUUUAGUUUUGAGAGAGAGAGAGAGAGCGUUCUCAGUUGCUUUUGUCUCCCCAGGAGGUAAGUAAACCAAUCCGAAACAGAGUUUCUGUGCUUCAGUGGUAGUGUAGAAGGCUGAUGACAAGCCAUGUCUCAUAGCUAGUCCGGCUCUUCAGGAAACCAGGUUUCUCCGUAUCCAAAGACUGCUUUCCUUUCAGCCACCAGAUUGGGUUGUGAAUAAAAAUAGUUCUUGUCCUUUUAUUUUACCCUCGUGAUGAGAAAUCACAAGUCAUUUCUUGAUAAUCUGUGCUAUAAAUUUCUACUCUGUAUCCCCAACUCUUUUGGUAUGCAAGGAAAAUUCCAUUUUUCACAGAUUCUUUAAGAUGCUGACGGGCCAACUUCAACAGAGUUGAGGUUGUCUGAAACAGAAGACACACACUGCAAAACUGCGUUUGUCUUUAUUUUUUAAUCCUGUGCACACUGAGGUUAACUGUAUUUCUGGAAAAACAGCAAGAAUGACAGGUUUCUAUUUGAAAGGAUGCAGUUAUUGUUUUGAUUUUUUGUUUCUUCCAUUGGGUUAAUAUUUGCUGCUACACGAAAAUGAAAUCUCAAUUCUGCCAUGAAAAAAGAAGCUAAGAGCCAAUGUUUGUCAGUGCCCCCGGCUAUUCCCCCACAUGUCAGGAUUAACACUGGUAAUUGAGUGGGGACGGCUCAGUUUUCAGUGAGAUCUGUUCAACAAGCCACAUGUAACAAAGACAUUGAUUGAGGGGUCACCAUUCAGAUAAUUCCAUUUGUAAAUGCCCCAUAAUUUCUGAGCAAAAGCUUUGUGAACUAUACUGCCCAAUGUACCAGGAAUUCUGUAUUCUGUGAAAACCUGUUCAUUCCAAAUCUGUUAAGCUUUUCCACAUAUCCAGAGAAUGGUUUCAGCUGUCGAAGGUACAUGUGACAGAAUCUCUCUCUAUCUGCACCUGUCUUCUGUUAUCAUCCCUGGACAGUGACAUUUAAACCACUCACCAGAAUUAUUUUCAAGUUUAACUAUUUCUCAAUUUCUGUAAAUUCAUUACUUGUCUAACUGAAUUACCACAAAUAGUUUGAAGACUUCCAACAUCUACAAUCCUUACCAAGAAAGAAGACUGCUUUUCAUUACUGAAAUUUAUUACGGUAUUUAUAGUAAUGACUUCAGAUUGUGCCA
Molecule: messenger RNA, 1585 nt
Organism: Rhinolophus ferrumequinum (greater horseshoe bat)
Lineage: Eukaryota; Metazoa; Chordata; Mammalia; Chiroptera; Rhinolophidae
Gene: GOSR1
Product: golgi SNAP receptor complex member 1
Biological process (GO): vesicle fusion; endoplasmic reticulum to Golgi vesicle-mediated transport
Cellular component (GO): SNARE complex; Golgi membrane; Golgi medial cisterna
Molecular function (GO): SNAP receptor activity
Source: RefSeq, a predicted model, not a curated record